Gilbertella persicaria is the source of this 1101-nucleotide messenger RNA. RefSeq lists its product as uncharacterized. The coding region runs from base 1 to 1101 and encodes 366 amino acids. The transcript has a single exon. Gene Ontology annotation, cellular component: nucleus. The record is from RefSeq and is a predicted model, not a curated record. Gene Ontology annotation, molecular function: RNA polymerase II cis-regulatory region sequence-specific DNA binding; DNA-binding transcription factor activity, RNA polymerase II-specific. Gene Ontology annotation, biological process: regulation of transcription by RNA polymerase II. NCBI's taxonomy places the organism in Eukaryota, Fungi, Mucoromycota, Mucoromycetes, Mucorales, Choanephoraceae.
AUGACUGAAUCUACUAGGAAUAGUCAUCAUGAUCAACUUCCUUCUAUAAACACUAUUGGUGCUCAUUGUCAUAGCAAUAUUUCGCUUUCUUUUGGCAGUCAUCACCAUCAUAGUCGUCUGUUACAUUAUAUUGCUAAUCGUUCUCAACAAUCAGCUUCCUAUAUCCCACCACCACCACUGCCACCACCUACUUCUAAAUUCACCAUAUCCUCUGUACGUACGGGCAUGACACCUAGUCUACCCUUAUUACCACCACCUCAACCAACAGCGCCUAUUGAUAAUUGCUGCGAAGCUUGCUGCCCUGACACAGUCACGAUGGAUGUUAUCUUACCUUCCAUCAAGCGCAAACGAUCCAUCUCGGACGAUCCAUCCAACCUGAUCAACAGAAAAAAAGCACAAUGCAAAUGGUCUAGCUGUCUCGCUAGUUUUGAUACGUUUGACGACCUUACACCUCAUCUUUAUAAUACACAUCUUAAUCAUCCAAUAGAAGAAACCUGUUCUUGGGAAUCAUGCUCAGAACGCUUACUAGACACGUCGACACAGGCUCUCAUCAACCAUUUAACCAGUCAACAUCUGCAGAAUGCCUUGUUGCAUGCAUGUCGCUGGAUCAAUUGUACGGAACGCUUUGAAGGAUUUGAUACACUCACAUUGCAUUUAUCUCAAGUCCAUGUGGGCUCAGGUAAAAGCGAGUAUCAAUGUCAAUGGGUAGCAUGCGAAAGACAAGGCAAAGUGUUUACACAACGACAGAAAAUCAUGCGACACAUACAGACGCAUACAGGAGCGAAGCCCUAUCAAUGCCAAACAUGCUUAAAACGCUUUUCAGAAUCCAAUAUGGUGGUUCAGCACAUGCGGAUUCAUACAGGCGAAAAACCAUUUAAAUGUGAUCAAUGCUCAAAAGACUUCUCUGUCUCUGCUGCCUUGACUAUCCAUAAACGAGUCCAUACAGGCGAAAAACCUUUUGCCUGUAAAUUCCAAGCAUGUCAUAAAAGGUUUGCAGAAAGCAGUAAUUUAACAAAACAUGUAAGUGAUUUGAUUGUAUGUUUUAUUUACUUAUAUAUGUUGACGAUAGAUGCGAGUUCAUACAGGCGAAAGACCAUUUAA